UCCGAGUCUCGGGGCCCGGCUCCGGGUCCCCGAGCUCCACCGCGGUACUGGAAACGGACUUGGACCCUCUAGACUGUGACAAAUACUCCUGAAGCUGCCGGUUCAACUCCGCCAUGACUCCGAUCCGAGGCGUCGGCGAUAAAAAGAAGGACGGCAAGUUUGCAUUUGUGAUGACGGCCAGCGCGGGGGGAGGUGAAAGGUCACAUCUCGCUCUUGACGACAUGAAGCGACCCGACGGCGUCAGGUGCCCCCCGAUGAUGACGACGAUGGCGACGAUGGCGAUGAUGAUGAUGGCGGUGAUGGCGGCGAGCAGCGGCCGGGAGGACCGGCAUGACGGCGUGGUUCAGGACUCGACGCCCUCGGACGGAUCGCCGCUUUCUCCUCGGACCUCCUGGAUGACGUUCACCAAGAACUCCCAGGCGCAAAGUAAAAACUCCCGAAGAACGGCAAAGGCUGCUCCCCGGGGACCCCCCGUCCCCCCGCUGACCCCCGGGUCCAGACGGCGUCCGCAGCGGGUCCUCGACGACGUCGGCGGCGGGCUCGCUGGUACUGUCGCAAGUUUGAGAUCUCCUUCAUUGCAGCUAAUACGGUCGUGUCGAUCAACCGCAGGCCCGUGUGCUUCGUCUCCACCGGGGGGCGUGUCGCGUUGCCCCCCACGGGUCCCCGCCUCCUUCGUGGGGCUCCUCCGCCGCGCGGUGGAAGUGGCUCGCCGGAGCUUGGUGGAGCUCCGCCCCUUCACUCAGGCACGCGGCUACCGACGCGGCGGCUUCGACGUUAGCGACGGACGCUACGCCGCGACGUUGAGUGGCUUUUACCUGUUCACGGCGCGACUCCGCCUACAGUCAGGCGAGCGCGUUCACGUUGGCCUCGGCGAGAGCGUGAAGGCGGCCAUCUGCAUCGAGUCGCUUUGCCGCAGCAAGCUCUCCAUUGAAACGGUGGUGGGCGUGGCCAGCGUGGGCGGAGCCUUCAGCAUGACUUUGAGCGGGACGCUCUUCUUACAGGCCGGCGAGUACGCGUCCGUCUACGUGGACAACGCCACCGGCGCCCGCGUCAGCGUCGCGGCCGACUCGUUCUUCUCGGCGACGCCGCUGGCCGUCUGAACUCACGUCGCUUCCCGUUUGGCCGCCGCCGCCGCCGCCCUUUCCCCGAUGACGUCGAAUCCAAACGGGACCGCGCGCUCGAAAGCACUGAAAAGAAUUCCGUCAAACUCAAGAGAAGAUACUUCUCCCUCGAGCGUCCAGCCUCGUGUUUGUUCAUUUAGUUGUCCGUGCGCUCUUUCCGCGAGCCUUCAUCCAUCGUAGACACGUCGUCGUCAGCUGUGGGAAAUGAAUCAAGCGGGCAGGAUCGGGUCUUUCAUCAGAAUUGCACCCGAGGGGCCCUUUUCUUCCUAACGUUCACUUUUCCAAGCGCACGCUACUGACGACCGGCAUUGCUCGUGGGACAGCACGGCGGCAGGGGCGUGUCAAGACAACGCGGCGAUCUGAGCGGCUACCGUCGGACGAGCGACGGACAGGUCGGAAAGUUCCGUUGUACGCAUGUCAAAGAACGUCAACUUUCACGUGAACCAAUUCCCAAAGCAACCGCGCGCCGUCCACUUUUUAUUCGACGUCAUCGGUCGUCGGCUUUCCCGCCCGUGACCCCCCCCCCACUUCCUGUGACGUCACGCCGGCUGAGCGGUCCGGGCGCCGCUCUGCCCCCCCGGCGGCGAGGACGACGACGCCUUUCCCGCGAUUCGAGCGGCUCGGCUCGCUAACGUUUCUGUGCGCUCGUUUCAGCCGCGAGCCAAACAAGUCAUUAAAACAUCAAAACUUGCCAUGCGGUGCCAAAGGAAGAGAAGGUGAAGG
Syngnathoides biaculeatus (alligator pipefish) is the source of this 1844-nucleotide messenger RNA. RefSeq names its product erythroferrone. The coding region runs from base 114 to 1100 and encodes 328 amino acids. Lineage: Eukaryota; Metazoa; Chordata; Actinopteri; Syngnathiformes; Syngnathidae. The transcript has 9 exons. Gene Ontology annotation, molecular function: hormone activity. The record is from RefSeq and is a predicted model, not a curated record.